Messenger RNA from Camellia sinensis, 2621 nucleotides. The record is from RefSeq and is a predicted model, not a curated record. NCBI's taxonomy places the organism in Eukaryota, Viridiplantae, Streptophyta, Magnoliopsida, Ericales, Theaceae.
AAGCCCAAAUAACAUAAUCCCAACGCCAACCUCAUAUUAGUAGCCAUACAGACACCAUGAAGGUGAAGAAUGGUCUAAACAGAUAUCCAUUUCUUUCAAUGAUCAUGUUUCUGGCUCUCAUGCACAUUGGCCAUCUAACAGUACCCAUUUGGGCCAACCGAUCGCCUUACACGCCAACCGAUUACUUCCUAUUCGAAUGCCUUGCCUCCACAGCUGCAACUUUGUUAUCUAAUGGCCAGAAAUGGAGUCCCAAUAAUAAUUCUAAUUUUGAAUACUACCCAUAUCAUGAGGUGUCCAAAGCAUCCCAAAUUUCAGGUGAUCCCAAAUCCCCUCAGUCGUUAUAUGCUUGCAUUGUUCGAAAGCAAUCUAGUUUCACAUUUGCAGUAUCUAGUAUUGGUAUGCAUUUCAUACGACUUCACUUCUAUCCAACUAGUUAUGAAGGUUUGAACAUGUCUAAAGCUUUGUUCUCUGUCAGUGUAGCCAAUUACACUCUUCUACGUACUUCAGAGUCCUCUUAUUCUAGCAAUCCAUCCGAUGCUAAAUAUAUCAUUAAAGAAUUUUGCAUUAACGUGGAUGAUUUGGUGAUUAACGUAGCUUUCACUCCAUCAAGAAAUUCCUCCGGUGCCUAUGGCUUUGUGAACAAGAUUGAGAUAGUUUCAAUGCCCCAAGACAUCUAUUAUGUCCGCAGAGGUGAUGACCAACUGCCCUUCAUCGGGCAUCAUUCCAAGUUCUUCACUGGGAAUUCCAUAGCCCUGGAAAUGAUGUAUAGGUUAAAUGUUGGCGGGCACUCAAUCUAUGCUGAAGAUGAUACGGGCAUGUUACGAGCUUGGUCAGAGGACUUCUCGUUCCUUAUCAAUCAAAUCACUGAUAUCAUUCAUCCAAAAGUUAAUAUCAAGUAUAGUUUGUCAGUGCCUGCAUACAUUGCGCCACAGCAAAUCUAUGCUACAGCUAGAACCAUGGAGGACAACGGGCAUUGUAAUAUGACAUGGCUAUUCUACGUGAUACACUGGAGUGGUGGAGUCGGCGUUCCAGUGUACAGAGAUUACAUUGUUAAUGUCACAAAAAAUAGCCAAGAGAUGUUUCUGUCUUUGGCAUUAAAGAGCACAGAAAGUCUGAAUGGGCCAAUCUUAAAUGGCUUGGAAAUCUUCAAGCUAUCAGACCACGCCUACAAUCUUGCAGGGCCUUUUCCAUUUGGAAAGAGAACACACCCAUUUGGAAUGUCAAAUAGAUUAUUACAGAAUAAUCCAAAGAUGGUAUUCAUUCCAUUUUAUACUUUGGUUGGGUUAACAUUUCUAUUUUACAUUUUUUUGCAAUUUCUGAUCAGGUGGUUCCCAUUUCACUCAAAUUUGCAAAGGAGAACUUUCAAAUUGGCAUCAUCAGAUCACUGUCGUUACUUCACACUUGUUGAGAUUAAAUCAGCUACAAAUAACUUCUCUGAUGCUAAUCUAAUUGGUGCUGGUGGAUUUGGAAAGGUCUAUAAGGGGUACAUCGAUGGUGGUGCCACCUCUGUCGCGAUAAAGCGUGGGAGUCCAACCUCACAUCAAGGUCUACACGAGUUCCACACUGAAAUCACCAUACUAACCAAACUCAAGCACAACAACCUUGUCUCUCGAAUUGGGUAUUGCGUCCAUGAAAAAGAGAUGAUACUAGUGUAUGAAUUCAUGGCUCGAGGUACCUUACGUGAUCACCUAUAUAACACCCAGAAGCCCCCACUUCAAUGGAAGGAGAGACUCAAGAUUUGCAUUGGUGCUGCACGGGGGUUAAACUACCUUCAUGUUGAUGCAAAGCAGACCAUCAUUCACCGUGACGUGAAGACGACAAAUAUUCUCUUAGAUGAGAGUUGGGUAGCUAAGGUUUCAGAUUUUGGGUUGUCCAAAUUUGGGCCUAAAAUCAUGUCUUGCACUCAUGUUAGCACUGUAGUGAAGGGUAGUUUCGGGUACAUAGAUCCAGAAUACUACCGUUGUCAAAAGUUGACAGAAAAGUCAGAUGUGUACUCUUUCGGUGUGGUAUUGAUGGAAGUAUUGUGUGCCAGACCGGCAGUCUUACCAAUGGUGAUGGAAGAAGAGGAAGACAAGCUAGAACAAGCCAACUUGGCUGAGUGGGCUUUACAUUGUCAUCAAUCAGGGACCCUUCAUCAUAUUAUAGACCCGUUUUUGAAGGAAAAGAUUGACCCAGAAUGUUUUAAGACAUUUGUGGAAUUAGCAAAGAAGUGUUUGGCAGGUAGAGGAAGUGAACGACCCACGAUGGGCGAUGUGUUGUGGUACUUGGAAUUAGCACAGCAACAACAGGAAGCUAAUACAGUAGAGGAAAAAACGUGUAUUGCAAGUGAGGAGUUUGUGACCAUUGAUGUUCAAUAUUGUGCUCGUGGCAUUGGAAAUUCAAAUGCAACACUCGGUGCAGAAUUUUCGGAGCUCAUGGACCCAGUUGGUCGUUGAUGGAUUUCAACAGACAAUUCUUUUAACCUUGUAAGCUCAUCUAGUAUAAUAAUUCUAUAAACAUAGGACCAACCACUGAACAGACCACAAAAAAAUACAUAUCAGAUAACCGUUGUACUCAAGUUGCUCUAUAUGUUAUCAUUUAUGUGGUUUGUUUUAUGCUUAUAAUUUAUUUUUUUCCAAUUA